Molecule: messenger RNA, 1954 nt
Organism: Diprion similis
Lineage: Eukaryota; Metazoa; Arthropoda; Insecta; Hymenoptera; Diprionidae
Product: SET and MYND domain-containing protein 4-like
Exons: 6
Coding region: 44-1954 (636 amino acids)
Molecular function (GO): protein binding
Source: RefSeq, a predicted model, not a curated record
AUUAUUGCCUUGGUGAAAGUAUCAAUAUGCGGGCAAUUACAAGAUGACCGAAUAUUCCGAUUUGCCUAAGCUCAACUUUAUUGAGGAACUUAUACGUCACAACUUGUUUUCGAGGUUUAGCACGCUCAAAACUGAAAAUGAGCGUUUUGAAAUUGCUUUGAAAACAGUGAUCAAGCAUCAUACCAAUAUAUUCAACACAGAAUGUCUGCAAAAAGAUUUGGAUCGCUCGAUAAUAUUACGAAACACUGGAAAUCAUAGCUUUGCAAGUGGUCAAUAUUAUACAGCUGUGAAACAAUACACUGAAAGCAUUGUCUGCGCACUGGACUCUUCUGAAGAAUUAGCUUUAGCAUAUGCUAAUCGAUCUGCAGCUUUGUUUAAAAUAAACAAAUAUUCCGACUGUGUGGAAGACAUCGACAGAGCCUUAAAUCUAAAAUAUCCAGACAGAUUGAAAAUAAAAUUAUACAAGCGAAAGGAAUUGUCUUUAGCGGCACUGGGUAGACCUGGCAUAGAUACAUCAUGUCAAGACACUCUCAAUUCACUUAAAAAAAUGGAUCUGCAGGAAGAUGAAAAAGAUAAAUCUAAAAACAAGCUGCCUGAAUUAAGCUCAGUUCCAUCGGUUUCAAAAUCACCUGCAAAUGUACCGCGACAUCUCCCACCCACAUUGCUAACCUCCAAUCCAAACAUUCCUUCUGCCUCUGAUGCAGUAACAAUUAAGUUUUCAAGGAAAUUUGGAAGACACCUCGUUGCGACCCGUAAAAUUAAACCGGGAGAGAUACUCAUUCUCGAAAAACCAUACUGUUCCAGAUUAGUUCUGAGAAAUGUUUACACACACUGCUCAUAUUGUUUGCACGCGUCGUGGAAUAUGAUCCCGUGUCAAUAUUGCAUCAAUGUGGCAUAUUGUUCAGAAAGAUGUAGAAAUAAAGCCUGGGAUGAUUACCAUGAGGUGGAAUGCUCGGUUGUGGGACUGCUGCUAGGUUACGGAUUCAAUAAUAUACUUUGGCUAAGCUUGCGGAUGGCUAUAACAGCAACAGAAAAGGGAACUAAACUGGAUGCAUUGAAACAUGAACUGAAAACCAUUGAUAAUAGUACAGAUCCAUGUACUAAGGGAUAUUGCGAUAAUGGGAAGUUCUGUAGUGACAAAUACCACAGCAUUUACAGUCUAACAGAUAAUAUUGAUAAAUGUUCUGCAGAAAAUUUGAUAGUUAGACCAUUGUGGGCAGCUAUAACAGUGUGCACACUUGCAAGUGAAAGUCGAAUGUUCGGAAAAAAGCUUUCAAUAAAUACAUUGGCAAACAAUCAAGACGUUAUAUUUGUCGGAAAGCUAAUCUUGAAGAAUAUUCAUACUUUAAUCAUCAAUACACAAACUUUUGGACCACCGCGUAAUUCGGAGAAUAAGGAUCUUGGGCAUGCAGUCAUGGCUGUUUCUAGUCUUCUUAAUCAUUCCUGUGAUGCUAACACGAUAAAGCAAUGGUAUGCAGACUGCAUGGCUACAUAUGCUGUUUAUCCAAUCGAGCAGGGUGAACAGGUAUUUACAAACUAUGGCCCACGCUUCGAUCUGAUGGAUAAACGUGAGAGACAGGGACACUUGAAUCGUUGGCACAUUAAUUGUGAUUGUUUGCCUUGUGCAAAUGAUUGGCCCCAAAUUUACAGUGUACCCAGCUACAGAAACCAAAACUUGUCCCAACAAAGUAAGAAGCAAUUGGAUAAAAUUAUGAGUGACCGCACAGUGUACAACUUGAUGACCAAUGACACCGUGCGAUACUCGCCGAAUACAUUGAACAAAUUAUUGAAAAUGAUUAAUGUACUGUUUGAAACUGUGCAGAAACCAUGCAUCGAAUUAUCAAUGGCAAUUUCAAUGUUAAAGGAAUAUUACAAUUCAGCUGAUGUAAUAUUUCACUACGAACCAGUCGAUGAAUUUGAAACAUUAAAACAACUUUUGUUUAAUUCCUUUUAA